Molecule: messenger RNA, 915 nt
Organism: Saccharomyces eubayanus
Lineage: Eukaryota; Fungi; Ascomycota; Saccharomycetes; Saccharomycetales; Saccharomycetaceae
Exons: 1
Coding region: 1-915 (304 amino acids)
Biological process (GO): endocytosis; fungal-type cell wall organization; septin cytoskeleton organization
Cellular component (GO): plasma membrane; cell cortex; membrane raft
Source: RefSeq, a predicted model, not a curated record
AUGUCAUACAAAAAGUUUGUGUUUUUUAUUAACCUUUUCUUUCUACUAGGUGCUACAUUGUUGACAUUUUUUUUGAUAUUGGCAGGCGCCAAAAACACGGGAGUUUUAAAGAAUUUUUAUUGGUUCCAGGCAUCCACGUCGGGCUUUAACUCAGCACCCUCCUUGACCAGAUGGUAUAACUACAACUGGUGCGGCUGGCAGGGUGGCCAGGCUGCAAACUGCUCUUCCAAGAUGGCCGCGCAGCCGUUUUCCCCCAGGGACAAUUUUGGUAGUUCCGCCCUCAUGCCCUCCACCUUUUUGAACGACAGAAAUACGUAUUAUUACCUAUCAAGAGUGGGCUGGGCAAUGCUUUUGAUCGCGCUCUUCUUCUUACUGAUCACGUUGGUCUCUGUUAUUGUCAGCUUGAUCAAGUAUACAAGACCUACCGCCUCGUUGACGACGGCGAUGAGCUGGAUCACUCUGUUCUUCAUGACCCUUUCCGCUUGCCUGUACACUGGUUGUUACGCCAAAGCGGUAAAGGCAUUUCACCACCAGGAUCGCGGGGCUAGGCUGGGCCCCAAGAACUUUGGACUUAUUUGGACGACAGUGUUCUUGUUGAUAGUAAACGCCGUUUGCGCCACAGUCAUGGCGGCUACGUACAAGAGAAAUGAGUACAUCUACGACCGCAGUUUCGCUUCCACUAAGAUGACGGACUCACAGACAUCGACCCCGGAUGCCUCCGCGUACCCAGCAAACGAAGCGGUCUCUACUCCUGUCCCCGUCCCGGAAGUUCAACAGCCUCAGCCUUCCCGUAACGGCAGAUUUUUCAGAAAGUUGAGAACAAAGAAGAGAACUAUCACCACUACGGGCGAUGAACCUGAUCAAGUUCAGGAAGAACGUGUUUACUCCGAACAGAAUUUGCCCGCCGUAGUUUAA